Zalophus californianus (California sea lion) is the source of this 1423-nucleotide messenger RNA. Its product is annotated as cytochrome c oxidase assembly protein COX20, mitochondrial. Gene Ontology annotation, biological process: mitochondrial respiratory chain complex IV assembly. The record is from RefSeq and is a predicted model, not a curated record. Gene Ontology annotation, cellular component: mitochondrion; mitochondrial inner membrane. The coding region runs from base 539 to 907 and encodes 122 amino acids. Lineage: Eukaryota; Metazoa; Chordata; Mammalia; Carnivora; Otariidae. The transcript is spliced from 4 exons.
ACGCAAUUUCGUGAAAAUAAAACUUUUUAAUAGAAAUAACACAAAAAUACUUUUCAAAGACAAUGAGUUUACAAUUUUUACAAACAACAUGGGUUUACAAUCUUCAAAGUCACAAUAAGAAACAGGACGAUUUACAUGUUUCACCUGGUACUUUUCCAGUUCUCCUUCCUUCACAACGUAAUUAGGAACUACUUCACAAGAACUCCUCCCUCCUUUAUGGAAUAUUACCUUCCAGACCAAGAGCUCAAAGCACAUUAGCCCGGGAGUCUCAGGGGAGAACGCCCCCCCCCCCCCCCGAGCGGGAUCGCAGGGGUGGGUGCCUUUUCCUCCGGGCCCUAGUACGUACAACAGCAGUCUGUAGGAACUGUCCGAGCGCCCCAGAGCAACUCACUUGGCAAACCCAAUCCUCAGCCACACUCGAGUCCUCCACCGUGCGUGGCACCCGGACGGCAGAAAGGGGUCAGGCGAAGGCGAGGUCGUGAGCCGGAGCCAGGUGACCGGGACUGCCACAUGGCCGCCGCGCACGCCACGUAGACGCAUGCCGAGGCGCGCACCGGGAAGGGCACAAAGGCUGCCCGUGCGACAUAAGCCCUUUAAGCUCCUAGGAAUUUUAGAUGUUGAAAACAUUCCCUGUGCACGGGAUUCAAUAUUGUAUGGUUCAUUAGGAUCUGUUGUGGCUGGCCUUGGACAUUUUUUGUUGACUAGUAGGAUUAGAAGAUCAUGUGACGUUGGAGUUGGAGGAUUUAUCCUGGUGACUUUAGGAUGCUGGUUCCAUUGUAGGUAUAAUUAUGCAAAGCUAAGAAUCCAGGAAAGAAUUGCCAGAGAUGGGAUUAAAAAUAAGAUUUUGUAUGAAAGUACCCACCUUGACCCUGAAAGAAAACAAAGCCCUAGCAAGAGCAGCAGUUGAGCGGAAUCAUGCUUGAAAAUACAACUCCGUGGAGUCAGUGUGAAUAAAAUGGAGAGCAACUCGAUUAAACCUCAUAUGUACCAUUAGACUUUCAAUCAAGUAAAUAAAGAUGUGUUGGUUGUAGUUUCUUUUCUUUUUUUUUUUAAACAUUUACAUGAAUGCCCACAAGCUUAUUCUGGUCCUCAACCUACUGCCAGCAAAGCAUCUGGUGCCUUGUGAGACUUAGUGCAGAGAAGAGAGUGUAAAUAAUGGCAUUUCAAGAAAUCGAAUCGAAUCUCAGUUGGAUUUUCAAACUCACCUUAAAAACAAAAAUCACAAUUGUAUUACUGCACCCUGUUAAAAAUGAGGCAAUACUUCCUGGUUUCUAGUCAGUGCUAUUGUAAGACAUAACACUAAUGGAUUUUUUUUUUAACUUUGUAAAUUGCUAUUUUUUAAGAUUUUAUUUAUUUGACAGAGAGACACAGCGAGAGAGGGAACACAAGCAGGGGGGAGUGAGAGAGGGAGAAGCAGGCUUCC